Varanus komodoensis (Komodo dragon) is the source of this 1980-nucleotide messenger RNA. RefSeq names its product pleckstrin homology and RhoGEF domain containing G7 (gene PLEKHG7). Bases 1 to 1980 code for a protein of 659 amino acids. The transcript has 13 exons. Gene Ontology annotation, biological process: Rho protein signal transduction. The record is from RefSeq and is a predicted model, not a curated record. Gene Ontology annotation, molecular function: guanyl-nucleotide exchange factor activity. Lineage: Eukaryota; Metazoa; Chordata; Lepidosauria; Squamata; Varanidae.
AUGGAGAUAGACACGUGCCCAAACAUCAUCGCCAGGAGGCAGGGCUUGCAGGACAAUGACCCACAUCUACUGAAAAUUCCAUCAGUCGAGUAUGAUGAUGGUGACAUCUUGCCUUACCAAUUUGAUAGACACGCUCCAGGAAGGAUUUCUACUUCUCCAACUCUGAGGAGGAUAAGAAACAAUCAGCCAUCCAUUGCUCAAGCAUUCCCCCUCCAGAAUGGCACUAAGCGCUCAAGGACAGGCAAACAGUCUCUGCAAGCUGACUCUUUUCUUCCUGCUUGUGCAAGUCAUGCAUCAUGUUCGCAGCAUUUUAACUCCUCCACAUGCUCCAUGCUGACUCGGAGAGAAAAUUCGGUAUCACUGGAACCCCUAUCAAUUAUACCACAGCACGGUGAUGAUCACGCUGAUAAUCAAACUUUGGACAACACAAGGAACUGCAGCUCUUCUUUCCUGCCUGAGGGAAAACAGAAUUCUCAGGAACAGAGUCAGGUAAGUAAAAGCCUGCAACAAAAAGGGCUAUGCUUUCCCAUGGUUUGUUGUGUUUACAAAAGGCUGGUCCAAAGAAUCAAGUCCUUGACGCUCUUCAGUGUAAGUAAUAAAGACAAACAGAAGCAAAAAUCAGACCUGGAAAACUGUCUUUCUACUAUAACCAUCAAGAUGUCAGAAUGUUGUGGCUAUCAAUUUCACAGCAUCAAGGAUAAAUCGUGGCAUGAAAUCAUGGAGAUGCAUCAGUUUGAGCCUAAAAUCACUGGUGAUCAUAUAGAAAUAAGGAAGAAAGAAGCAGUGUGGGAACUUUUCACAACAGAAUGCACAUACUUGCUUGAUCAUCUCCUGGUUCUCAAAAAGGUAUUUAUGGAUACAUUAAGGUACUUGCAAAGCAAAGAAUUCCUCCCAGAUGUAGACGCUGGACUACUUUUUGCUAAUUUGGAAGAAUUAAAUGAGAUGAGCCUAUGUUUUGUGACCAGUUUCUUUAGCACUAUAGAGGAUCACCUGAACAAACUGACACCCUCCAUAGAUUUCACCUCUGUGCUCACCAAGUAUUUCCAAGGAAACAUGUGCCAGAGCCACCAGAUAUACUGCUUGAAUUACACAUCCGCAAUCUUUUACUUGGAAAAAAUGAAAAAGAAGAAAGAUUUUGGGACCUAUCUGAAAUGGUGUGAACAGAAUGAACUGUGCAAACGACUCCAUCUAUCAGAACUGCUGGUUGCCCCUUUACACAAAUUGACCCGCUAUCCUCUCCUCCUGAAGAAUAUCUGGAAAAAUACAGAGGCAGCAGAGAAAACUGUCAUUGAUUCACUUAAGGACAAGGUGGAAAAAUCAAUACGGGACUUGGAAGGAAAAGUGAAAUGGCUGGACAAUUUUCAGAAAUUUAAACAGCUUCAGGAAAUUAUAAUUUGGCCUUCACUUUGGGAUCAAGACAAAAGAUUUUUUGUUCCCGAGUGUCUCAAGAGCAUACUAAGGAACAACCCCAAAGAAAACAUCUUGUCAUCUACAAAAAGAUCCCUUGUUCAUGAGGGAAAAUUAACUCUUGCAGAACAUAUGAAACUUAGUGACGUCUACCUCUUUCUGUUUGAUGAUUUGCUACUGAUUACUAAACUUAACCGGCAUAAAAAGAAAUAUGGAAGUUCUGAUUUCAAUUUAAUACCUGUUUGCCCUGUCUUCACUCCUGAGUUGCAAUCUUUGCUUGAAGAAGGCAGUUACUGCACAGUGCUUGAUCAACCUAUUCCAUUAAACAGACUGAUAGUAAAAAAUAUUGAUUCAUUCCAUGGAAAUGUUUUUGGAUUGCGAAAUGCAUUUCUAAUACAGCAUGAAAAUAGGUAUCAACAGUGCAUAGCAGCCUUCUUACUACAGGCACAGACUGAGUCUAUCAAGAAAACAUGGAUGUCACAGAUGGAAGCUGCAAUCUCAAACUAUGCAAAUAGACAAAACUCUUCCAAAACCUCAUUUUUCAGUUUACCUGCUGAAUCAUCUGAAAUUUAG